AUGGGAGGAGCAUGUUCUGGAACAAAAUAACCAUAGCAAAAAUAGAAAUAACAAUAAUAAGAAUUAAAGAUAAUUGAAUAACCAUAUUUACAUGUUCAAUCAAUGAGCUAACCAUAAUCAAGACCAUCAGAAUAAAGAGGAGAAACUGGCCCAUGUGUUAAGGAAUUGCUUUAUUGUUAUAAAAGAUUUACAGAUUUUUUAGAAUUGGUAGGUAAUUUGGAUCAUUUGGCAACUCAUGCAAGAGAAUAAUUGAAUAAUUGCAUUAUCCAGAGAUCCAAUAUAAAUAUACUUAUAUAGAAUAGUAUAAAAAGAAUAAUGAAGGAGUAAAAAAUAAUAAAAAGAGUUGAAGAAAGUGAUUAUUAUUUAAUUCAUAACGACAAGAAAUUUGCCGUCACCUUUGUGUAAUUAAUGUAAAAAAUAUCAAAUAUAAUAUUGACUGAACUUUAAUCAGAUUCAAAUUUUUAGGAAGCUUUUCCAAUGUUGAUUGUUUCAUUUGUUGAUUUAGCGACAUAGAUAAUUAAGGAAAUAGAAAAUUUUUAAAAUUUCAAAACUCCUUCCGUCUAGAAAUAGAAUACUAAACCUCCAAUAUCUUAAGAUAAUUAUUAGGCGUCAACUAAUAAAUGA
Messenger RNA from Paramecium tetraurelia, 624 nucleotides. RefSeq lists its product as uncharacterized. Lineage: Eukaryota; Ciliophora; Oligohymenophorea; Peniculida; Parameciidae. The transcript has a single exon. The record is from RefSeq and is a predicted model, not a curated record.